Molecule: messenger RNA, 1611 nt
Organism: Rhincodon typus (whale shark)
Lineage: Eukaryota; Metazoa; Chordata; Chondrichthyes; Orectolobiformes; Rhincodontidae
Gene: shisa2a
Product: shisa family member 2a
Exons: 2
Coding region: 409-1005 (198 amino acids)
Source: RefSeq, a predicted model, not a curated record
GGAAUGCAAGGUUAGUAAUGUUAUACUUGUGUUUGAAAACUGCACGGCACCGAUUUUAAUUUGUAUUUUAUGAAAUUUUAAGAAAAAGGCUCCCCGCCAUUGUUUCUAAUGAAAAGACUUGCUUAUUGAUGGAAAUUUCUCUGAAACCCCGGUUAGAAGUUGAGAAGAUGAGCGCCAUGAAUAGAGCCAUUUAACAGAGAAAUUAACACUCCUGCACUCCGCCCUGCAUUGUCCACAGUUUGAAAUUCAGCAUAUAUAUCUGAGGAGAGAGAAGAUAGAAACCGCUUGAGAAAGCUGGAGUAUUAACAACGCGCCCAGGUCUUUUUUUUUAACCUCCUUUAAAAUCGAUCUGCUUUUUUUAUAAUUUAAUUGUUGAAACCCGCAGUCCUUCUUGUGCUUGUGCUUGCCAUGGGGACUGCUCAGUUUGGUACACUGCUCCUUUUCUUCACUAACUGGCUGCUCAGUGUUCACGCCGCUUCGGGAGAGUACUGCCACGGCUGGUCUGACAGUAACGGGAGCUGGCACUCGGGGUUCCAAUGUCCCGAGAGAUACGAUAACCGGGAAGCCACUUUAUGUUGCGGAUCGUGUGGUCUCAGGUAUUGUUGCUCCCUGCGAGAUAAUCGACUGGACCAGGGCGUUUGCAGCAAUGAUAACAAUGUGCAUCAGGAGCCAAACUCAUACAGCAGGUCAACAUCAGACUACCAUCAUCACAUAUCGGAUCUGAACUAUGGAAGUUACAGUAAAAGACUUAAGAAUAUAUAUGCUGACAUAUUUAUGUACGUCAGAAGCUUAUGCAAACCAAACGGAUUUAAUCCCCAAGCUGUGCUUAGUGAACUGAUUUUUGGCUGCUCAUUGAAAUUGGUUUUAGUUCCUUUUGACUGGGUAGGGGAUGCGAAUGGAGGCGGUGGGGGAUGGUGGGGGAGGUGUGGGCGGUGUUGGGAAUCAUACAUGUUACACAGUUCUGAGGAAGACCAUACACUGCUCAACCCAUUGUACCAGCCUUAACUCUCAAAAUCAUUAUCCAUUUAGUCCCUAGUCCUUGCUCUUUCCUUGCAUUGUUUCAGAGUUUGAUUGGACCUCUACUUCCAAGAGAUGAUUCCAAGUCCUAACAGCUGCCUAUAUGUAAAGAAAAUUCUUCGAAACUUUAGCAUCAGAAGCCUACUCCACUACUGUGAAAGUCUACUCCAAUGAGACUAAACACUACCAGCAUAUUUGGGUUUGUUAAAAAUCUGUACAUGUUCUAAAAUGUAAUACUCUUGCUUCCUGGCAAUCGACAUCUGGUGCUCUUUCAAUUAGCCAUUUUUCAUGUGUGGAAUUUGGCAUGUGUUGGAAGUCACAUUAACAUGAGAAUAUCACAAAAUAUAACAUCAUCAUCUCACUGACAGGCACAUGCUGAUAAUGGUCAGGAUUGGGAAUAUUGGCUGAUUUUUCCAUUGCCUAAUAGAAGGACUACUGCAGCUAAGUUUCGAGUUCCAACUAUCGUCCUGGGAAAGAUCUAAUUCAGACCAACACAGGGAUUGAACAUUAGACCAUCUGGUCUCAUGCCUCAGAAAUUAUACCUUUGGUAGUGAGCUGUGAAGAAAGUGAAUUUGAAAUAAAAUGAAAUUUUAA